AUGGGGUUUUUCAAGCGGACCACCUCGCUCGACUCCAUUGGCGUAGUCUACGAUGAGCUCAAUCCGCGGUCCCGCGAUGGGGCGGCGCCGCACGGUGUGGCGAGGGGGCGGUCAGAGAAGUGUGCCUUCACUCCGUCGCUGAACGUGGCCCGCAUCGAUGACGCGUUCUCAGAGACGAGUGUCACGGCUGACACACGCACGCGCUCCUCGUCGUACCCGGUCACCACGUCGUCGGUGCGCAUGCAUCACUUGCGCGAGGCGUCAGGCGACUUCACCUUCACCGGGCAGCCGCGCGCGGUGGUGAACUUCCGCUCCUGCAUCACCGCCAACGACGCGCGCAGCCGAUUACACGCCCGGGCUGGCCGCGGCAGCGAUGGAGACAACGUGGCAGAGGCGGUGUUGCCAGUGAAAACGGGCCCGUUCUCAGCAGACAUUGUGUGCAUUAUACUGCUUUACGUGGACACGAACACGCACGCAGACAUGGUUGAACUCGGCAGCGUGUGCCGCUUCUGGCGCUUUUACGCGAACUUGGCACCGCACUGGACGUACUUCCGCUGCAGGGAAUGGAGGAAGCAGGUGAACCUACCGCACGAUGUGCGCCGCAUCGUCGCCAAGACAAAGGUGGUGACGCGUGACGAGUACAUCCGAGAGCGCAUGAAGGUCGAGGACUACAAGAAGAAGGAGUACAUCAUCGGCACAGCAAAGCACAUUCGGUGGUGUGUCGCGACAGGGAUUAUGGUGGGGGUGAUGCUCACGGCAAACUUUGUCGUCGCCUACUUCUUGGGGUUUCUCCGCACGGCGCUCAGCUCCGACUUGAACCUCGGCAUCACGACCUUUGUGCUGCUCAUUGUUGCAACACUUCUGGAGAUAACCCUUGUCAUCUUCCCGCUGGCUGGAAACUCCGUCUCGAGCACGAACAAGCACAGUACCAUGCGCAUCCUCGCGUGGUGUGUGUUCAUGCUCGUGUGCAGCAUGAUCCUGGGCACCAUCUCGGCCCUUGCUUUCACCCGCGUUCAGGCUUCGAGGCACGUGCUGGACGGGCCGACCAUCGACCUCACAAUGUCGGCACCGUGCGAGGCGUACUCGAGCAAGAACCUGCCGAGCUUCGCGCUGGUGCCGGCGGAGCUGAGCGACCUGCGGUGGCGGCCCAUCACCCUCGACGAAAACGAAAAACAACUGAUACCGUAUUGUGUGACGAAAAGCGGCGAGGGCUUCGACACGGCGCCCAUGUGCUUUGUUCUUAUGUACUUCGACGCAACCUACUCCUCGGCGGUGUUCCAGAAUGAGUCGGCGCUCCUGGCGGGCAGGGACGUUGGCACCCACUACGCCAUAUUGUUCGAUCCCUUCUCCGUCAGUGUGCAGAUUAGCGGGCUGUGGUGCAACAAGUCGGGCCUCCCGCAGGUGGUGGCGCUGUCGCAGCCCAUGUACUCGAGCGUCAAGGCGAGACGUGAUCAGCUCUACCCCACCACCGCAGACUGGCUCGACCCGUCGAAGCGGCCGACGACCUUCUCCACCAUUAGCCUGCGCUGCAGCUCAGCCAUCAAUCGCGAAACGACGGAGAAUCCGCCGAAGUCAACCGAGCUGUGGUACGGCAAUGCAGCAGCGUGGAAGUGGUACUAUGUCCCACUGGUGACGACGCACCCACAGGUACGAAGCGCCUUCCAGCGGAUGCACGACCACUUCCUCCACUACGCCUUCCUGUGCCACAUCACCGCCGGUGUUAUGUGGGUCAUAAUGCUAUUCGCACAGAUCAUCUUCAAGACGGCGUCGAACAUGAUCUUAGGCGUGGCGACGACAGCGGCGCUGGUGUGCCUGAACCCGCUCACGAUGAUCCUCUCCGGCGCCCUCUGCGUGAAGGUAAGCGACUCCUACUUCAUGUGCGACGCUGGCUCUGGCGGCGCUCUCAUCGGCGGCGGUGUUGGGCUCACAUUUCUGGUGCUGACCAUCUACGUCACGGCGAGGGAGUGA
Molecule: messenger RNA, 1968 nt
Organism: Leishmania mexicana MHOM/GT/2001/U1103
Lineage: Eukaryota; Euglenozoa; Kinetoplastea; Trypanosomatida; Trypanosomatidae
Exons: 1
Coding region: 1-1968 (655 amino acids)
Molecular function (GO): protein binding
Source: RefSeq, a predicted model, not a curated record